CGGAUGUGGCCAAGUGUUCAGACAAAAGACUGAGAGAUCAGAAACGGUUGAACACCUGAAUUUAGCAAAAUCAGACUUCAUUUUCAGUUUUCUGCCAACAGACAGUCAACCAAAGAGCAAGAAUUAGGAUCCUGAGGACUUUCUUCAACGCUUUUUCAAGUAAAUUCAAAUCAGGAUUUCCGGUUUUUGAAAACAUGUCUGACAAUCAACAAAAGGACCAAGUAAUCCUCUGCGACAUGUGUAUAGAGGACAGGAAACCAGCACGAAAGACCUGCAUGAAAUGUGAGAUCUCCAUGUGUGUCCAGCACCUGCAGGCCCACCUGACCACACCUGUGUUACUACAAACUCAUCCUCUGACUGAACCUAUGGCUUUAUGUGGCACCACUAAAUGCCCCCAACAUGGAAAACUCCUGGAGUACUACUGCUUGGAUGACAUGACCUGUGUUUGUGUUUCCUGUGCCAUUGAAGACCAGCACCGCCUACACAAUAUGAAGACCUUCUCCACCGCCCACAAAGAUCUCAUGAAAAAGUUUGAAGGUGAGAAGAAGGCCUUACUGGUGAAAACUGAUGACAAGAAUGUGAGUCUGGAAAAGUGGGAGAAGAGUGAAAGAGAGAAGCUGGGUCGUUGUAGUGUGCGUCUCAUUGAGGCUGUGACUAACCUGCGUGAUAUUUCACUGACCAGCAUCCAAAGUUCAGUCUCUGCUCGUAUGGUGGCCAUCAAAACCAGCAAGAGCAGCAUGCAAGCAGCGCAGAACGAGAAGGAUACCUUCAGAUUCCUGCAGAUGUAUUCACAGGUACACCAGGAUGUGGAGAAGGCCAAGGCUGUGGAUCUGAGAAAAGGGCUGGAGCCUGGCAGCGAUCGUGACAAACUAGUCCAGGAGAUCAGGCAGAAUGGUGAAAAAAUGGUGAAGCAAGCAGGCCAGUUCUGGGGAGCUUUGUUGACUCUGGUUGAUCCAGAAAACCACCAGGAGCUCUUCACCACUGGUUCAGACCUGAUCUUUGAGCCGCAGAUUUUUGGCCCCAGCAUUUCACUGUCUAAAGACAACAGGAAGGUUUUCUACAACAGUUGGAUGGGGCAAUGCGCUGCCACUUUCCUCAUCCGUAGCACCCAAUCGGUUCCUAACUAUCAGAGGUGGCUGGUCAGUCUUCCCAAAGAGUCUGAUUGGAUCAUCGGUUUAUGUGACAAAAAGUCUGCACGAAACUUGAGGGGUGGACCUGUCUACGGUCUUUGCUGCAAAGAUAACCAGCUCAGCUCUCUCACGACAGAGUAUGAAGAUAAUUGUGAUGUAUCAUCCAAUUCAAAAGCUUUUGGGAUGCAGACAGGAGAAAACACCGAAACAGAGAAACAACACAGGGUUUCCUCUGCAUUAAUCACACAUCAGGGGGGAAAUGGAGAUGAGGCCGUACCACGACCUGAAAUGGUGGAAGUGUUUUGGAGCUUUCUUCCUUCCUCACUGUCGUUCUUCAGAAGAACCAGACAGCACCAGAGGGAAGAAAUACUCACAAUUAAGAUGGGUCUUAACAACUGGGACCUAGCCCCCUUUGUUCAACUGGGACCAGAAAAUGCCCAAAAUAGCGGAGAUUGGUCCAAUCAGCAAUGGAGGUGCCGCUGUGGGACAAGUCAUUACAGGGAUGUCAAUAGAUACAACCAAUCAAUGUCCCAGCAAUCUCAGAGGCCUAAAUGUUCCUGUGGAGAAAUUAUUGGUGGCCGGUUCAUCACAGAAGUGGUUUGUGAGCUUCUGUAAUUCGUGGGACCUCACUGAUCAUUGCUAAUCAUUACACAAAGCUAAGAAGUGCAUGAGUAUAAAUCUCACUGAUUAGUGUUAAGUUGAUGUCUAAUGAAAAUUAUAGUGCUGUCAGUGCAAGUAUCAGUAAUAAGCCCAUGAGGUGAUUUUUUUAUCAUACACCAUGGGCAAUGUAAUAUCUUGAGCUGAAUAUCUUUUAAUCGUAGCAAUAUUAAUUAGUUUGUUUGGAGUGUUGCUUGCUAAUGUACACAACGUUAUGUUAUAUAUAUAUAUAUAUAUAUAUAUAUAUAUAUAUAUAUAUAUGUUAUAUUAUGAUUUAACUCAACUUUUUUCUGCCUGCCAGUUUAAGAUGUUUGUCUCCAUCUACUGG
This is a messenger RNA of Seriola aureovittata, 2115 nucleotides long. Its product is annotated as tripartite motif-containing protein 16. Bases 195 to 1745 code for a protein of 516 amino acids. Gene Ontology annotation, molecular function: zinc ion binding. The transcript has a single exon. Lineage: Eukaryota; Metazoa; Chordata; Actinopteri; Carangiformes; Carangidae. The record is from RefSeq and is a predicted model, not a curated record.